CAAGACAUGUCUGACCGGGGACAUGGGCAGGAGCGAGCCGGAGCGCAUCGUGAUCAACGUGGGGGGGACGCGGCACGAGACGUACCGGAGCACGCUGCAGACCCUACCGGGGACCCGGCUGGCCUGGCUCACCGAGCCCGACGCCUUCGUCAACUUCGACUACGACGCCAAGAGCGACGAGUUCUUCUUCGACCGUCACCCGGGGGUCUUCGCUCACAUCCUCAACUACUACCGCACGGGUAACCUGCACUGUCCGGCCGACGUGUGCGGUCCGCUGUACGAGGAGGAGUUGGCGUUCUGGGGCAUCGACGAGACGGACGUGGAGCCGUGCUGCUGGAUGACCUACCGGCAGCACCGGGACGCCGAGGAGGCGCUCGACAGCUUCGAGCCCCCCGACCUGAACGACUGCGGCCCGGCCGAGGGCGGCGGCGGCGGCGGCCUGGGCGACGGCGCGGAGCUCGACGACCAGCUGGACACCAAGCGCCUGGCGCUGGGGGACUGCUCCCUCGACGCCCCCACCAAGGCCGGGUGGUGGCGCAAAUGGCAGCACCGCAUCUGGGCUCUGUUCGAGGACCCGUACUCUUCCAAAUACGCUCGCUACUGCGCCUUUGCUUCGCUCUUCUUCAUCCUUAUCUCCAUCACUACCUUCUGCCUGGAGACCCACGAGGCCUUCAACCCAAUCGUCAACCGGACAGAGAUUGUGAGAAGCGGCAAUGAGACACGGGUGGAGAUUAUACAGGAGACGGAGACUGAGGCCUUCCUGACGUACGUGGAGGGUGUCUGCGUGGUCUGGUUCACCUUUGAGUUCCUCAUGAGGAUAACCUUCUGCCCCAACAAAGUGGAGUUUAUCAAGAACACCCUGAACAUCAUUGACUUUGUGGCCAUCCUGCCCUUCUACCUGGAGGUGGGGCUCAGUACUCUGUCUUCCAAGGCUGCCAAGGACGUCCUGGGGUUCCUCAGAGUGGUCCGCUUCGUCCGCAUACUCCGAAUCUUCAAGCUGACCCGUCAUUUUGUAGGCCUGAGAGUGUUAGGCCACACCUUGCGUGCGAGCACUAACGAAUUCUUGCUCUUAAUCAUCUUCCUGGCCCUAGGGGUGCUGAUAUUCGCCACUAUGAUCUAUUACGCUGAGCGGAUAGGUGCUAAACCGAAUGACCUGCGAGGAGACGAGCACACACACUUCAAAAACAUCCCCAUUGGCUUCUGGUGGGCGGUGGUGACCAUGACCACACUGGGCUAUGGAGACAUGUACCCUCAGACCUGGUCAGGCAUGCUGGUUGGUGCUCUGUGCGCAUUGUCAGGCGUGUUAACCAUCGCCAUGCCGGUUCCUGUCAUUGUCAAUAAUUUCGGGAUGUACUAUUCGUUAGCCAUGGCGAAGCAAAAGCUACCGAAGAAGAAAAAGAAACAUAUACCGCGACCGCCCCAGCUGGGAUCGCCCAAUUAUUGUAGAUCUGAUGUAAAUUCUCCUCACCACAGUACCCAGAGUGACACUUGUCCACUCGCUCAGGAAGAGAUUUUAGAAAUUAACAGAGCAGAUCUUAAACAGAACGGCGAUGCGGCAAAUGCAGCAUUGGCAAACGAAGAUUGUCCUCAUAUUGACCAGGCGGUGACGCCUGAGGAACAGCUCCCCUUCACUCGCUCUGUCACCAGGGAGAGGAAUGCCAGAGAUGGGCCCUGCUUCCUCUUAGCAACCGGGGAGUUUGCAUGUCCACCCGAUGGAGGAAUAAGAAAGGGUUAUGAAAACUCAAGGAACCUAAGCAGCAGAGCUGGCAUGAGCAGAAAUGCACUAAGAUUGCCAUCAGUGCCACCUUCGCUCUUCAGCUCUCCUUGUCCAUUGACGCAUUCUCCGUCUCCCAUCCCAUCCAUUGUGUAGCAUGGAUUAGUAGUUGAGAAUGGUCCAAAGCUUUAGUCCUACAGCCUGCGUGGGCUUGCGUGGUACCAGCUGGCUAAGUGUGAAGAUCACCUAUCUUUUGGUUGCUCCUCAUCCAAUUUGGUGGGACCAACCCGGCUGGUUUCUGGAUGACAUUAUGUUAGCACGCUGGUGGCACUGCAUGGGGAUUGGCAUCGAGCUGGAGAUCACCCAGGGACAAGCGGCUUUCAUUAAAGAAUGGGGAGGGGGGAGGGAGGGAGCCUCAUUGCUUUGUGAGCGCUCUGUCGCCCAUCGCCCUCAAUUCAUUGAGAAUGGGGUAACUCGAUAUCUGUUAUUUCACCUCACGAGUGAAUGAAGAUUCCCCUUUCUCAGAUCUCCAAAGGAGGUCCCAGCUAGUCGGGUUGCAUGUCGAGGUCGGCAUUGGAAGAAGGCUGCUCUCUCUGCAUGUAGUCAUACAGUUUCAUUCUUAAAGACAAACAUUGACGUUGAAGGAGAGCAUCAAGGAAGCUCCAGAAUUGACUGUAUUCUUUACAUCCAGAUUUCCGCAAGGGCAGCCCUCUCUCAUUGCUAGUUGUAAGCGAAGAGGGGAGUCAAAGUAACUUAAUGUGAUGGGAGAGAGACGUGGACGGCUCUGUGGACAAUUAGCUGGUCCCUGAGGGAAUUUCAAGCGGCGAAGACUUAGGACAAACACAACUACUGGGAACAAGGUGUAAAGGACCAUUGGGUGUUACAGAAUUGACCCAGAGUUGAUGGCUGUCUCUCAAGUCGGUUGUACUGAAAUGGUACAAAGUUUACCUCGAUUACCAGCAUGAAAUGCAUGACCUAGAAGUUAUGAUUCCAUCAUUAAUUGUCCAAUUAGAAACUCCAUUCCCUGUCCGUAACUCCACCUCAAGCCAGAGCCUAUCAAACCUCACACGGACUGAUUGCCAGAAAGACCAAACCGCAUUUGCUGGCAAAAUGCCUUUCCCUUUUAUUCUGUUUUUUAAACAAAAUACCCUUUUAUUUUGAGUUUUAUUUCACGAGGUGAGAAUCAGAUUUAAAACAAAGACACACGUAAGUGGGGACCGGUCAUAUUGACCACGUCUUCAUUCUUAUAUCUAAAUCCAAAGUCUUCGAGCCAGAUAGAACCAUGUCACUUGAGAACCACUUUGAUCCCUUGUCUAUGUUUAAAUUCAGCAUGUUUGUGACCUGGUACUUUCUCUAUACCGUAUGUUGUAUAAUCUCUAUGGAGCUUAACCCUUUAUACUGACAGUCUUGACCCCCUAUGUUCCAUUUAUCAGUAUAUAGUUCAGACUUUAUUAGAAACUGUGCAAAUCCAUCGAAAAGUGUACUGAUCAGUGCUGCUUCAGACUGGACUGAGCAGCAAAGCGAUUUUGAUCUAAUUUACUCUACAGUUGGAAUCAAUACUUCGGCACUGUAUGCAAUUUAGUUCUGAAUACGUGCAUGCACAAAUAUGUUAUGCAAAAAAAAAAGAGCAUGAAAUAAAUUUUGUAUUAAAUGAA
This is a messenger RNA of Callorhinchus milii (elephant shark), 3369 nucleotides long. RefSeq names its product potassium voltage-gated channel subfamily C member 1. NCBI's taxonomy places the organism in Eukaryota, Metazoa, Chordata, Chondrichthyes, Chimaeriformes, Callorhinchidae. The record is from RefSeq and is a predicted model, not a curated record. Gene Ontology annotation, molecular function: protein binding; delayed rectifier potassium channel activity. Gene Ontology annotation, biological process: protein homooligomerization; potassium ion transmembrane transport. The transcript has 4 exons. The coding region runs from base 23 to 1870 and encodes 615 amino acids. Gene Ontology annotation, cellular component: dendrite membrane; axon; voltage-gated potassium channel complex.